AUGGCCAUUCCUACAGCGCAACAAGCGACCAACGGCCACGCAGAGACCAUAAGCAAUGGACAAACGAACGGCGGUACAGCAGAUGCUCCCAACUACGCCAGAGGUACACUCGGUCUCUCCGCUGAAGCGACGCCGACACCUCACCCCUGUUCCGUACCCUUGAACCCCCAGUAUGGGUAUACGCCACGCAAACUGCGCGUCAUUACUAUCGGCGCAGGCUUUUCCGGCCUCCUGAUGGCCCAUAAACUGCAGCACAGGUUUUCAGAGCUUCAGGAAUUUGUUACGCACAAGAUCUUUGAGAUGCGCAGCGACGUUGGCGGGACAUGGCUUGUUAAUACAUACCCAGGAGUGCAGUGUGAUGUUCCUGCACACAUCUACGCCUUUCCGUUUGACCCAAACCCCAACUGGAGCAGGUUCUAUUCCUCGGGCCCCGAGAUCCAGCGCUACAUCAAAGACACUGCCGCGAAAUGGCACCUCGACCGGGAUGUUUAUCUAAACACGAAGGUCGUUGGCGCACGAUGGAUCGAGACUGAGGGGGUCUGGAGAGUCACAGUCGAGCACAACGGCGUCGCUCGCGACGAGUAUGCAGAGAUCCUCAUUUCAGGGCAGGGGGUGCUGUGCCAUCCGUCGUGGCCGUCCAUACCUGGCUUGCAUGAUUUCAAGGGCAAGAUUGUGCAUUCGGCAGAAUGGGAUCAUGAGUUUGACUAUUCCCACAAAAGGAUUGCCGUCAUUGGCAACGGAUCAAGUGGGAUCCAGAUUACGCCCCAGAUGGCCCAGUUGCCAGGGACAGAGGUGGUCAACUAUAUGCGCUCGGCUGCUUGGAUCUACUAUCGCGUCCCUCCGUCGAAGCACCUGGGCAGGGAGACAGAUGAGGUCAAUCCAGCCUACGCGGAGGAGGACAAGAGGAAGUUUCAAGACCCGCAUGUGCAUCGCGAGUACAGGAAGGGAAUCAUCAAUCGGACGAACAAGGCCUUUAAGCUGUUCCUCAAGGGAGAGAAUAAUGAAGAAGCAGUCCGCUUUGGCACUGAACAAAUGGCCUCGAAGCUCAACUACGACCCUGAGUUGUGCCGCAAACUGAUCCCCAAAUGGGAGGUCGGUUGUCGCCGCGUCACCCCGGGUCCAGGAUAUCUGGAGUCAUUCUCGAGACCCAACUGCAGCCUGAGUGAUAGCCCAAUCACCAAGAUCACAUCCAACGCGGUGCAUACUGCGGACGGCAAGGUUUUCGAGUGCGACGUGGUUGUUUGCGCAACGGGAUUCGAUGUCUCGCACCGUCCCAGGUUCCCGCUCAUUGGAUUGAACGGGGCAAAUCUUGCUGAAAAAUGGGCAGAUGAACCAGAGUCGUAUCUAUCGGUGGCGACGGCUGGAUUCCCUAACUACUUCAUCUUCACGGGUCCAAACUCUCUCGGUGGGCACGGGAGUCUCGUCGAAGCCCUGAACUGGACAGGAGAUUACUUUGUGAAAUGGAUCAAGAAGAUCGCGACGGAGGACAUCAAGUCCGUGGUUCCUAAGAAAUCAGCCGAGGAGGCAUUCGUGCGGUAUGGAGACGAGGUGCACAAGACGAUCGUCUGGACUGGCGGCUGCAAGUCCUGGUACAAGCGCAACAAGACGAACGGCCGGGUGACGGCACUCUUUGGCGGCUCGGCGCUGUUGUUUAAUCGGCUCAUUAGCGAGUUACGCCCGGAGGAUUUUGAGAUUGAGUACCGGAGUGUCAAUAGGUUUCGGUUUCUGGGGAACGGAUUCAUGGAGUAUGAGACUGACCCGGAGAGCGAUCUGGCGUGGUAUGUCGAAUUGCCGGAGCCCUUACGGGCGUAA
Messenger RNA from Aspergillus nidulans FGSC A4, 1812 nucleotides. Its product is annotated as flavin-containing monooxygenase. Lineage: Eukaryota; Fungi; Ascomycota; Eurotiomycetes; Eurotiales; Aspergillaceae. The record is from RefSeq and is a predicted model, not a curated record. Gene Ontology annotation, molecular function: NADP binding; flavin adenine dinucleotide binding; N,N-dimethylaniline monooxygenase activity. The coding region runs from base 1 to 1812 and encodes 603 amino acids. The transcript has 3 exons.